AUGGGACUACGAGCGCUUUACACACCUUCUCCCACCAUCUUUGAAAGAGGGGCGGAAUUAGACGAUAUGCUGAAGCCGUCCAGAAUCGACAGAAUCAAGCACAAGACAGAAAAGGUGAAGGAGCUCUUCUCUUCUCCAAGCAAAGACGAAGACGGGUCUGUGAGCUUCUCAGUCACAAGGCAGCCCCAAGAGUCCAGACACUCGCAUGGCUCAUCUGUUCUUCUGCCCGUGCCCAACACAUCAGACUCAGCCACAGAUGAUAACGAAUACCGUAACACUCCCAUUGGCGAGCUCUGGAAUCUCGCGUAUAAGAAAUUACAACAACAAGAUGGGGCACUCAUCAGAGAAUAUGAGGCGAGACUCCGCGAUAGCGUCACGGGUGCCCUGAGCUCAGCGUUAGGCGCAGAGGAGGACAGGGGGAAGUGGAUGAACACCUUGCUGCGAUGUAAGAUGGAAGAGGUCCAAAAGAACAUUUGGAAGAUUUCGUUCCGGAGCUCCGAGAUCCAACCAGUUGAAGUUGUGCAGCCCGUCUUGGGCGUUGUCAAACUGGCCAAUGACUUCAUCGUCACUGCAUUGGCUUCCAACCCCUAUGCCUCAUUGGCGUGGGUCGGGGUUAGCGCACUGCUAUCGCUUUUCUUGAAUCCCAUGGAUCAAGCUACAUCCCUCGCCAAGGGGCUGGAGUAUAUCUCCGCACUCAUUGUCCAGAGUCGAAUGCGGGAAGAACUCUAUUAUCGGUGUUAUGAAAUAAGACACAGCGAUGUUCAAGCAUCCUCAGUGUCGCAUGUGCUAUAUAAGAGCACUCUGGAAAAUUUAUACCAGCAAAUACUGAAAUUUCAGGCAAAAUGCUAUUGCUACUACACCAACAAUAAAGCCAUUCGUUUGGGCCAUGAUCUUACCGGGCGGUAUGAUUGGAGCGGCAUGAUAGAAAAGAUACGGCAACAAGAGAGCCAGAUGGCUGCUAUCAACCAGGCUUGGAGCGAUACGCAAUAUGAUGAAGAAUGUGCCGCUGCUCAGGAGCGACACAAGGAAGCUAUGCACAGUUUGGUGACCGUUGGUGCGGAUAUUUCCGGCUUGCGAAAGGCAGUAGAGGAAGCCAAUGCGAAGCAGGAUCAUCAAAAUUUCUAUCGCUGGCUAUGUGACGUUGAUCCGUCCGACAUGUACAAUGCAGCCCGUAAGAGGCACGAGGCUGGCACGAGUGAAUGGUUCAUGGAGAACGAAAAAUUUGAAUCAUGGAUGAAUAAUCCUCGCUCCCUUUUGUGGCUGCAUGGUAAAGCGGGUUCUGGAAAAUCUGUCCUCAGCUCUUCGGUUAUCAAAUUCUUGCAGAAUAAACACAAGGACGACGCUACGAUCGUUAUUGCGUAUUAUUACUUCAGUUUUAAUGAUGUUACAAAGCAGGAAAGAGAUGGAAUGCUCGCUUCUUUAAUAAAGCAGAUUUGCUGCUCCCGCCCUAACAUGCCCGAAUCAGUUGCAAGACUUGGCAAAUACAAAAAUAAUGGCAUGCGCCCACCUACUGAAGAGCUUCAAGCGGAACUUAUUGAGACUUUAUGCGGGUUUUCUAAGGUGUAUAUCAUCAUCGACGCAUUGGAUGAAUGCCCAGAACUCGGUGGGCGGCGUGAAGAUCUCAUGAAGACGUUACGCUACAUCCUAAAUGCUGCACCCGAUAAUCUUCAUGUGAUCUGCACAAGCCGAAAGGAAUCAGAUAUAUAUGCUGAGCUUCAAAGCCAUUUAUCUAAACCCACGAGGGUAGAGUUCGAUCUAUCUUCUUAUAUACACCGAGAGGCAAUCAAGCGCGAUAUCGGCCGUUAUAUAGACUCAACCCUCGCGGACGUCAACUAUAAAUCUUGGUCGGAUCCUAUAAAAAAAGAAGUCAAAGAGACCCUAAUUGAAAAGUCAGAUGGAAUGUUCCAGUACGUUCGUUGUCAAUUUGAAGCAUUGCGAAAUUUAAAGUCUCCGAGUGAAAUACAACGGGCUUUAGAAGAUCUACCCAAAGGACUUGACCAAACAUAUGAGAGGAUUCUUCGCAUGACAGACCCUAAGUACCAAGAGCAGAUCCUAAGUUCACUGAAAUGGCUUGCCUUCUCAUUUUAUACCCUCACCGUGGGUGAAUUAGCGGAGAUAUUCAUCAUACGACCAAGCGACAUGGCUUUAAGCCAUAGAAUAAAACGACGUUUACAUGAAUCCGAGCAACUUUUCAAUGCUGAGGAUGUCUUGACAUACUUCUCAGGGCUUGUUCUCGUGGAAUAUGGAAUAGUCCGCUUGGCACAUUUCUCAAUCAAGGAAUAUUUGACUUCCAGUCGAAUUUACCAAGAUGAGGCGCUAUCGCUUGGAUUUAGCGAAACGAACGCCCAUCUCUGGAUUGCGCAGUGGUGUCUUGCCUACCAUAAAUGUUUGAGUACUUCAGCCAGCAAGCUCAGCCGGAAUCGCGAUAUUAUGAAGCAUUAUGCAGCACGCUAUUGGCCGAUGCAUCUCGAAAUGGUUCCUCGUAAAUCAUGGACUGCUCAAGUUGUUAAGAACGUGGCAUUUUGUCUUGCAAUGCAAAGCCAAAGCUUGCUCAUUAUGCUAAUUGAAUCUAAGGGGCUUCUAAGAAUGAUGCGAGGAAAAGAUGAGCUUAUAUAUUCGGACAUGGUGGAGAUGCUGAUGCGGCCAUACUGCUUCACUGCCUGGCUUGGCUGCACUCUUGUGACGGAGCAUAUGCUUUCGCAGACAUUCGGAGAGAAGAUAUACUUCGUGCAGGAUGACUUCGAUGUGGCCUUGUAUUACGCAAUUCGUGGAGGUAACCCUAGAGUUGUUCGACUUCUGCUUGACAAAGGUGCCAGCGCGAAUGCAUCGAGAAUAGCAAGUGAAGGCGAGCCUGGAUAUAGCAAAGCCGGAGAUGUGCUCCAAGCGGCUGUAUACCGAGGGAACCUUGCAGUGGUAGGCCUUCUCUUAGACAAAGGUGCUGAUAUCAAUGCUCAGCGCGGUGGAUGGGGUUCCGCCUUGCAAGCUGCGGCAAAAGAAGGAAAUCUCCGUAUGCUACAGCUUCUUAUAGAGCGUGGGGCGGACAUCAACGGCCCUUCCAAUGAAGCGGGAUGCGUUCUUUCGUCAGCUAUUGGGAAUAUGGACUGCUUCCGGUUUCUACUCGACAAUGGAGCAGAUGUCAACAUGCGUGGGACUGGAAAUACGGAAAGCACAGCUCUUUGUCAAGCAGCAAAAGAAAAACGCUGGGACGAAUUCGACUUGCUGCUUGAACACGGGGCCAAGGGUAACCUAGGUGGAAAGGGAGGCUAUCCCCUCCACGAAUUGACCAUCAACUACAAAUUCAACGUGGACGAAGUAUUCCCCCGACUAAAACGCCUACUCGACUUUGGUGCAGAUCCAAAUGCUCAGGAUGCUAAGUGUGAGACUGCACUACACAAGGCAUGUGAACACCACAGGAUUACAUGUUCUUCUGAUUGCGUUCAAGCAGCCCGGCUUCUAAUCGACUAUAGUGCUAAUGUAAACAUUGUUGGGGAAAACCGCGGAACGCCACUGCAGAGAAGUGCAUACAGGGGUUGCUUGAGUAUGGCAAAGUUACUUCUAGGAAAGGGUGGCGAUGUGAGCGUACAAGGAGGAAAGUAUGGUAACGCACUCCAGGCAGUGUGUUACAGUACUAGGGCUCUUAAGACAAAAGCAGAAAUGAUACAACUGCUCCUUGACCAUGGAGCUGAUGUCAAUGCCAAAGGCGGUCUCUACGGGACUGCGCUACAAGCAGCUUGUUGCUCUAGGGAAGGCAUUAGAUCAGUGCAUAGGCUGCUCGAACUGGGCAUCGAUGUAAAUGCCGAGGGUGGUAGAUACGGAAACGCAUUACAGGCAGCCUGUCACCAGGGGGACAUUGACAUGGUGGCCUUGUUGCUGGACUAUGGCGCCAAUAUCAACGCCGUCGUUGGUGACGAAUAUGGAACUGCGCUUCAAGCAGCCUGUGCCUCUGAUCGGCAGAGAGGAAAUGAAGAGAUAGUGCGCCUUCUGCUUGAACGAGGAGCCGAUGUGAAUGCUGAGGGUGGAAAGUCCGGCACCGCGCUAAAAGCAGCAUCUAUGAAUACUCGAUGCGACAACCAACAUGUGAUAAUGCGCAUGCUGCUCGACUAUGGAGCCAAUAUCAACGCUGUCACCAGUGAUGAAUAUGGAACUGCACUUCAAGCAGCCUGUGCCACGGCUAAGUGGGGUAGAUGCGAAGAGAUGGUGCGUCUUCUGCUUGAACGAGGUGCGGAUGCGAAUGCAGAGGGUGGAAGAUUCGGAACCGCAUUGCAGGCAGCAUGUGCUGCUAAUGGUAACCACACAAGCCAAGUCGAGAAAAUACGCAUACUACUCGAAUAUGGUGCGCGUGUCACUACUGUGAAAAGCAGCGAAUACGGGAGCCCACUUCAAGCUGCUGCUCUUCUUCAUACCAGCGCUGACGACACAAAUGCUCAAAUGCAGCUUCUGUUGGAUCAUGGUGUUAAUGUCAACGAUUUCGUGUUUGGGGAGUUUGGUUCGGCCCUUCACUAUGUGCUCUCUCAAGAAGAAAACCUUCGCAAGUUGAGGAGUGGCGAGCGUGUAGAUCCGUCUGCCAUGUUUCAGACCAUGAGAAGUAGAAUCCGGUUUCUUCUCGAUCGUGGCACCGAUGUCAAUCUCAAGGGGGGCAGGUAUGGUUUCCCGCUCCAAGCGGCCUGUUCGGUCGUGUAUGACAUUUGUGCAAACGGGCCGCCACGCAUAAGCUUGUUGCGCCGAGAAUCUGAUGCUGCUAAAAUACGCAUUCAACUCAUCAAUAUGGCCGCUGAUGCAGUAAAGAUGCUCCUUGAUGAAUGUCCCCAUAUUGAUAUCAAUGCACAGGGAGGGAUCUUUGGCACUGCUCUGCAAGCGGCAGCAUACUCGGGCCAGCUGAAAUCAAUACGGCUGUUGUUAGAUCAUGGUGCCGCUGUCGUAUCGGAUGAGUUUUGCGGCAGAUAUCGCACUGCUCUUAACGCGGCUGUGAUAAGAGGUCAUUGGAACAUUGUCGACGUUCUGCUUCAGGCGGGGGCAAAACCGGAUUGCCAUUUGCUUCUAAACCCGGAUGAAGGAUGGCUCGUACAAGUCCAAAAAGAGCACGGCCAGGCUGCGGUGGAUAGAUAUAGGAAGUUUUGGGAGGUUGAAAAGUUUCUGCAUGAGCAGACGCUGCUUAGAAGGGGUAGACAUGUUGCCUAUUACCACUUUGCAGUAAUGUGGUUACUUGCUCAGUUUCAGCUGUUGACUGGGUUUAUUAAGGCAUCCUUCAAUCUCCUGAUGCGAAAAUAA
This is a messenger RNA of Trichoderma virens Gv29-8, 5268 nucleotides long. RefSeq lists its product as uncharacterized. NCBI's taxonomy places the organism in Eukaryota, Fungi, Ascomycota, Sordariomycetes, Hypocreales, Hypocreaceae. Gene Ontology annotation, molecular function: protein binding. The record is from RefSeq and is a predicted model, not a curated record. The transcript is spliced from 5 exons. Bases 1 to 5268 code for a protein of 1755 amino acids.